GAUUGGAAGUUUUGUUCCGCGCGCGGGCAGGUGGGCGUUCAUUAGAACAGAGAGCGCCCUGACGAAACGCACUGAGUGAUUAGUCGACUAAUUCCUCCGCGACCGUUUUUCCCUUUAAUAUAAUAUCGAACGUAUUCCCCAUGAGCGUGCCUCCGGUGAUCCGAGCUCCGAGCCCCGUACCCGGCUCGCACGGAGUCUCCUUCCACAUUCAGAUCGGUUUGAGCCGCGAGUCGGUGCUGCUCGACUCCGGAGACUUCAGCCUCGCGCAGGUCCGGGAAAUGGCGUGUUCCAUCGUUGACCAGAAGUUUCCAGAGUGUGGCUUCUAUGGGAUGUAUGACAAGAUCCUACUUUUUCGUCAUGACCCAACUUCUGACAAUAUCCUGCAGCUGGUCAAGUGUGCCGCUGACAUCAUGGAGGGAGAUCUGGUGGAGGUAGUGCUCUCAGCUUCAGCUACAGUAGAGGACUUCCAGAUCAGACCUCACACUUUGUUCGUCCACUCAUACCGGGCUCCUGCCUUCUGUGACCACUGUGGAGAGAUGUUAUGGGGUCUGGUCAGGCAGGGACUGAAGUGUGAAGGUUGUGGGCUGAAUUACCACAAGCGCUGUGCUUUCAAGAUUCCAAACAAUUGCAGUGGUAUUCGAAAACGCCGGCUGUCAAAUGUGUCCCUGACCGGCCUGACCACCACUCGUUCAAUUUCUGCUGAACCUUCCCCCAGCCCCUCUGAUGAAGCUUUACUAUCUCCUCUCAGUCCCAGCAUUGAGCAGAAGGACAUAUUCAGUGGAAGAGGGCGCUCCAACUCACAGUCAUAUAUUGGGCGCCCGAUAGAGCUGGACAAGAUCUUGCUGUCCAAAGUCAAGGUGCCUCACACGUUUGUCAUCCACUCCUACACGCGCCCCACUGUCUGCCAGCAUUGUAAGAAGCUGCUCAAGGGCCUGUUCCGCCAGGGCCUGCAGUGCAAAGAUUGCAAAUUCAACUGCCACAAACGAUGUGCACCUAAAGUGCCUAACAACUGUCUUGGAGAGGUGUCAAGGAAUGGAGACCUGUUGAGUCCUGGAGCUGAGUUGGAUAUGUUAAUGGCAGAAGGCUGUGAUGACCAUGAUAGUGACAGAAACAGUCCCAUCAUAGAUGACAUAGAUGAAUCCCUGGUUGCAGAUUCUUCAGUUCUUUUGGAUGUAGGCCACUGUGAACUUGGAGAUUUCCAUGAUCCAGAUCAUGAUGAGCCUAAUAGAAUUAUCAGUCCAUGCACCAGCAACAACAUCCCUCUAAUGCGAGUGGUCCAAUCAGUAAAGCACAUCAAGAGGAAAAACAGCAAUGUCCUGAAGGAGGGAUGGCUUGUGCACUUCACCAGCAAGGACACAUUGCGUAAGAGGCAUUAUUGGCGAUUGGAUAGCAAGUGCAUUACACUGUUCCAGAAUGAUACAGGGAGCAAAUACUAUAAGGAAAUCCCCUUAUCUGAGGUUCUGUCACUGGAGCCUGCUCAGAACUUCAGCUUGCUUCCCGAAGGUGCCAACCCUCACUGCUUUGAGAUUGCCACCGCCACUCUAGUGUAUUAUGUAGGAGAAAACCUGUCUCAGGAAGACUAUUCUUUGUUCCAUGGCAGUGUACUGAUCAGUGGAACCGGUCAGGAUGUGGCUCACAUGUGGCAAACGGCCAUCCAGCAUGCCCUCAUGCCUGUUAUUUCGAAGGGCACAGCUCACAGCAGCCGACACAACUACCACAAAGACGUCUCCAUCAGCAUUUCUGUGUCCAACUGUCAGAUUCAGGAGAAUGUGGACAUUAGCACAAUUUAUCAAAUAUUCCCUGAUGAAGUUCUUGGAUCUGGGCAAUUUGGCAUUGUUUAUGGUGGAAAGCACAGAAAAACGGGGAGAGAUAUGGCAAUCAAAAUUAUAGACAAACUGCGCUUUCCCACUAAACAAGAGAGUCAGCUGCGCAAUGAGGUUGCCAUCCUGCAGAACCUUCAUCACCCUGGAGUGGUGAACCUGGAGUGCAUGUUUGAGACACCAGAGCGUGUGUUUGUCGUCAUGGAGAAGCUCCAUGGUGACAUGCUUGAGAUGAUACUGUCUAGUGAGAAAGGGAGGCUGCCAGAACGCAUCACUAAGUUUCUAGUAACACAGAUACUUGUAGCGCUACGCCAUCUUCACUUCAAGAACAUUGUACACUGUGACCUUAAACCUGAGAAUGUCUUACUAGCAUCUGCUGACUCUUUUCCACAAGUAAAACUGUGUGAUUUUGGGUUUGCUCGGAUCAUUGGCGAGAAGUCUUUCAGGCGCUCAGUGGUAGGCACGCCAGCCUACCUGGCACCUGAGGUGCUGAGGAACAAGGGCUACAACCGCUCACUUGACAUGUGGAGUGUUGGCGUUAUCAUCUACGUCAGCCUCAGUGGAACAUUCCCAUUCAAUGAGGAUGAGGAUAUUCAUGACCAGAUACAAAAUGCUGCUUUCAUGUACCCACCCAACCCAUGGAAGAAGGUGACUUCUGAAGCAAUUGACCUCAUUAAUAACUUGCUGCAAGUCAAAAUGAGGAAACGCUAUAGUGUGGACAAGUCCCUCAGUCAUCCCUGGCUACAGGACUACCAAAUGUGGCUGGACCUGCGUAAUCUAGAGUGUAAAAUGCAAGAGCGAUACAUCACACAUGAGAGUGAUGAUAUGCGCUGGGAACAUUUUGCAGAGCAAAAUGGCUUGCAGUAUCCUGUUCACCUCAUUAACCCUCAUGCUGAUGUCACUGAGGAGGUGGAGUCUGAAGAGGCUAUAAUGAGCAUGCUCAGCGAUCGAAUCAGUUCACUGUAGUUUGCUGCCUAUCCCUUUAAGACAAAACACAAAUAAAGCCAAAUACACACUUCACAACACCGCAGCACAAGUCCAAAUACAUAUACUCUGAUGCCAUAUUAACACGUUCAUAUUGUACUUGAUUACACUAUAGAAAUACAAAAAAUGUUGCAAAACAUUCAGUUCCUAAAUAGUACAACAAAAUUAUAUUUAAUUCAUAUAGCCAUUCCACUGAAUAUUUUUGAAAAAUCUCAACAUUUUCAUUCACAGUACAGUAAACAAAGCACAAUACAUACAAAUACUUCUUAAACAAAAGCGUCCUUUUUCAGAAUAAAAAAAGAUUUGUAUUUUAAAGUAUUUUAAAUGGCCCUACAAGUAAGGAAAUUGUAAAACUUUGAUAACUUCUGCUGAAUCAACAUUCAAUCUGCAGGUGUAAUUCACAAAAUGACAGAUAAUGGACGUGUAACUAUUAGAAGAAGUGUCAUUGCAGCAUUUGUGGGCUUCUGUGCUUUAUAGAGUGAUUAUGUGUGUGUGUGUGUGUGUGUGUGUGUGUGUGUGUGUGUGUGUGUGUGUGUGUGUGUGUGCAUGCAUGUGUCUGUGUGUACAUGAUUUGUGCAACAAGUCAACCAGCUUGAAAAGUAACACUGCCACUUUUGUCCUCUUUUGCUUUCUUCUGUGACAAGUUUAAUAAAAACCAAAAAACAUCAUAGUUUAAACUGUU
Silurus meridionalis is the source of this 3486-nucleotide messenger RNA. It is a transcript of the gene prkd1, whose product is annotated as protein kinase D1. NCBI's taxonomy places the organism in Eukaryota, Metazoa, Chordata, Actinopteri, Siluriformes, Siluridae. The coding region runs from base 141 to 2786 and encodes 881 amino acids. The transcript has 19 exons. Gene Ontology annotation, biological process: protein phosphorylation. The record is from RefSeq and is a predicted model, not a curated record. Gene Ontology annotation, molecular function: ATP binding; protein serine/threonine kinase activity.